Messenger RNA from Exophiala viscosa, 3101 nucleotides. RefSeq names its product DNA II binding protein 1. The transcript has 6 exons. Gene Ontology annotation, biological process: Golgi to vacuole transport; intracellular protein transport. Lineage: Eukaryota; Fungi; Ascomycota; Eurotiomycetes; Chaetothyriales; Herpotrichiellaceae. Gene Ontology annotation, molecular function: clathrin-cargo adaptor activity. Gene Ontology annotation, cellular component: AP-1 adaptor complex; Golgi apparatus; membrane coat. The coding region runs from base 165 to 2636 and encodes 823 amino acids. The record is from RefSeq and is a predicted model, not a curated record.
UACCUAGUCAUCCUUGUUUAUCUCCCGCAGCGAGUCGAGCGUGUCUUUUGUAAGUUACUCAACUCCCCAGGAUCGGUCUUCCAUACGAUACUGUUGACAACCUCCUUUUUUUUUCAUGAGCGAGUGACAGCCUGCUUGACCCCUCUAGGGUCAGCUCAUCCAACAUGACUUCUCUCAAACAGUUCAUUCGGAACGUGCGAGCCUCCAAGACCAUCGCCGACGAGCGCGCUGUUGUGCAGAAGGAAAGCGCGGCCAUAAGAGCGAGCUUUCGAGAAGAGAGCGGAGAUUCAAACAUAAGACGCAACAAUGUCGCCAAACUGCUAUACCUCUUCACUCUCGGCGAGCGAACGCAUUUCGGUCAGAUCGAAUGUCUCAAGCUCCUUGCAUCUCCUCGGUUUGCGGACAAACGACUAGGCUAUCUCGGGACUAUGCUUUUGCUGGACGAGAAUCAAGAAGUUCUUACAUUGGUCACCAACUCUCUGAAGAAUGACCUGAACCAUUCCAACCAAUAUGUUGUCGGCCUGGCCCUUUGUACCCUCGGCAACAUCGCGUCCGUGGAGAUGUCAAGAGAUCUCUUUCCCGAAAUCGAGACCCUCAUUUCAACCGCCAACCCCUACAUUCGCCGGAAAGCCGCAUUGUGCGCAAUGCGGAUUUGCAGAAAAGUGCCAGAUCUGCAAGAACAUUUCCUCGAGAAGGCCAAGCUGCUCUUGCAGGACAGGAAUCACGGAGUCCUGCUAUGCGGCAUUACAUUGAUAAGCAGCUUGUGUGAGGCAGACGAAGCCGAAGGUGGCGAAGAAGGCGUCGUGGAAAGUUUCCGCCCUGUCGUUAACCAUCUUGUGCGCACAAUCAAAACUCUGACCUCCUCGGGGUACACUCCGGAGCACGACGUCUCAGGGGUAACGGACCCGUUCCUGCAAGUCAAGAUAUUGAGACUUCUCAGGGUCCUUGGUAGAGGGGACGCCACGAGCAGUGAGCAGAUGAACGACAUCUUGGCACAGGUCGCCACAAACACGGAAUCCACAAAGAACGUGGGCAACGCGAUUCUAUACGAGGCCGUAUUGACCAUCCUCGACAUUGAGGCCGAUUCCGGCUUGCGUGUCUUGGGCGUGAAUAUCCUGGGCAAGUUCCUGGCCAACAAAGACAACAACAUCCGCUAUGUGGCUCUCAACACACUGAUCAAAGUUGUCGCCAUCGAACCAAAUGCUGUUCAGCGACAUCGAAAUACAAUUUUGGAAUGCUUGAGGGAUCCGGACAUCUCGAUACGGCGAAGAGCGCUGGAUCUCAGUUUCACACUGAUCCGUGAAGACAAUGUCCGGGUACUCAUACGAGAAUUGUUGGCAUUCUUGGAAGUGGCCGAUAAUGAGUUCAAGUCGGUCAUCACAACACAGAUUGGUAUCGCAGCAGAUCGAUAUGCUCCCAACAAGCGUUGGCACAUUGAUACAAUGCUGAGGGUCGUUAAGCUUGCAGGAAACUACGUCAAGGAGCAGAUUUUGUCAUCCUUUAUUCGGCUCAUUGCCACAUCCCCAGAUCAGCAGACCUACUCCGUGCAAAAGCUAUAUGCUGCACUCAAAUCCGACAUCACGCAGGAAGCACUUACUUUGUCUGGUGUUUGGGUCAUUGGCGAGUACGGAGACGCACUGCUUCGAGGAGGGUCCUACGAGGAGGAAGAACUGGUGAAAGAAGUCAAGGAGAGUGACAUUGUGGAUCUGUAUCAGACCAUCCUCAAUUCGACUUACGCUAACCAGGUUGUAACCGAGUUCAUCAUCACGUCUGCUAUGAAGCUUACGACAAGGAUGUCCGAACCGUCACAAAUCGAAAGAAUACGGCGAUUAAUGCAAUCAAGGGCGUCUGACCUAAGUGUCGAAAUCCAACAACGUGCUGUUGAAUAUGGCAACCUCUUUGGGUACGACUCGAUCCGAAAAGGCGUUCUCGAAAGAAUGCCCCCUCCAGAAAUCAAAGAGGAACAAAGGGUUUUUGGUCCGGCGGCCACUCCGGCCAAGGACAAGAGGAAGACUCUGAAGACGAAGACAAAUGUUAAAGUCUCGAAAACAACCGAGUCGGACAUGCUGCUGGAUCUUAUGGGUGGAUCAGAUCUUCCGGCGGUGGAUGCCAGUGCAACACUCAACGGCCAGCAGCAAACGGCAGAUUUGCUCGCAGACAUUCUCGGUGGCAAUCCCUCGGUGUCAAGUCCUCCGCCACAAACGAAGAGUUCACCACCGCCCUCAAAUACAGAUUCCAUCAUGGACUUGUUCAGUCACGGCACAGCCAAGAGCGCCAGCCCUGCUCCUUCUGGUACACCGGCACAUCCGGUCUACAACAAGAAUGGUCUGCAGGUCUCGAUACACGUAUCGAGGAGCAGUGCUGGAAUACAGACCCUUGCACGUUUCAAGAAUACCUCCAGUUUUGGACAAUUGACAGGUGUUGGACUACAGGCAGCGGUCCCAAAGAGUCAAAAAUUGACAUUGCAAGCUAUCAACAAGAGCACGCUCGAUGCUGGUGACGAGGCCACACAACCCAUGAAAAUCGUGGCGGCCACAGGGUCACUUCCUCCAAAGCUUCGGUUACGGCUCAAAGUCUCCUAUACGAAAGAUGGAGGUGCACCAGUGACAGAGCAAGUCGACUGGACGGAGCCUUGAAUGGUGGAUGUUGAAGAGCCUGCCAUAUACUCAUGAAUGUACAGCAAAUGUGAUGUCCACAACCCAACUUGAAGGAGCGCUGGGUCGCCAGCAUGAGUCCCCUGAAUAGCAACCAAAGAGACUGUCGCUCCAAAAGGGAUCUUACUGGGAAUGUUGCACAGGCCAACGCCAUGCGAAAAGUAGCAUUGCGGAUAUUCUGAAGCAGUCCAGCUAAGAUCGUUGAUUGUGUGAGAUAACCUGAUCCUAUCGCUUCUGUCAUCGUUGUUUACCCCCGACUUAAAACCUCGCCGUCGCCAACCGCGCCCGUAAUAUGCCAGGAAUGACUGGAAAGCCUGCUAUUAGCGUUACUCUGAUGGGCUUAAUGGCCUCCAUGUGACAGUCCCAGGAAGGGUGGUAGGAGAAGGUUCAAUGUUGAUAUAAGCUCAUGUAUUUUGUGUUCACGAGCUUCGGAGAAAGAGUCUGUGC